Molecule: messenger RNA, 1087 nt
Organism: Oncorhynchus kisutch (coho salmon)
Lineage: Eukaryota; Metazoa; Chordata; Actinopteri; Salmoniformes; Salmonidae
Product: CD209 antigen-like
Exons: 1
Coding region: 169-939 (256 amino acids)
Cellular component (GO): plasma membrane
Molecular function (GO): transmembrane signaling receptor activity
Source: RefSeq, a predicted model, not a curated record
GGCAAUAACACACGUUGUUUUGCAUCGUCUUUUGCACAGCUUCCUGUUUAUCGGUGGUUACCGUUGAAUAUAGAACACUUUGGACUCACUACAGGUUCACAGCUUUAUUUCAACAUGCACAAACAUUACUAGGACAUCGGGUAGCAGCAAUUGAGACAGUGGGAGAUCAUGGAAAUGUUGGAGAAUAUCUAUACCAAUAUUGACAGCAUUUUUGACGGUGACCCCUUUGGCAGAAGGGCAGCAAACAGAGACGAGGAUAUCAACGAAGAUAGCAUCAUCUUCCAAGACUCAAGAGAUGCGGCCGAGGACGAUGACACCUGUAUGGGCAGACCAGCAGCUAACCCCUCAGGUUCUAAGAGCUUAGGUAGGAGACCCUCCAGAGCUGGUGCUGUGUGUUGGGGGCUGCUUUGUGUUCUCCUACUGGAUGGGAUCAUCAGGCUAGGCUUCUACCGCAAUACAGUCAUGAAUAGUUCUAAAGACAAGUUGACAAAAGAGAAGAACCAGCUAGAGACCAGCAACAACAACCUGACUACAGAGAGAGACCAGCUACAGACCAGCUACAAAAACAUGACUAAGAAAAGAAACCAGCUACAGGUCAGUUACAACAAACUGCGUGCAAAGAGUGGCCAGCUACAGACCAGCUACAACACCAUGACCAAGGAAAGAGACCAGCUACAGACCAGCUACAACACCAUGACCAAGGAGAGAGACCAACUACAAACCAGUUACAAUAACCUUGCUGAGGAAAUUGACCAGUUGAAGACGGAGAGAGAAUUGCUUCGGAAGAGGUUAUCUGGCCUAAAACGAGCUGGGCCUAAAGGCUGGACGCUGUUUCAGUCCACUUGGUAUUACAUCUCCUCUGAGGUAAAAUCCUGGGAUGAGAGCAGAAAGGACUGCAUUGAGAGAGGAGCAGACCUGGUGAUCAUAAAUAGCAAAUAGGAGCAGACAUUUCUCACUAAUCUGAACAAGAGGAUCUGGAUUGGCCUGACUGAUAAAGACAAAGAGGGGACCUGGAAAUGGGUGGAUGGAACUCCACUGACCACAACCUACUGGAUGGGCAAAAAUCCUGAUAACAAAAUGGAGGAAG